CACAGUUCUCUGCGUCACCCUCACCCAUUCAUUCUCAUUCCAUAAAACCCUCUCUUCUUCCCAUUCAAAUUUCCAUAAACCACCAUGCAAGGCCGUGACGGCAUUCCGAUCCGUACCCCACCCCACCCGAAACCCUUCGGUCGCCGCCACACCGCCCGCUACUACGUCCGGCGUGUUCGUGACAGCCUCACCACUCGAGUCUCCAAAGUCAUAUGCGCCACUUUCUUGAGUUUCCUCGUCGUUAUUGCCAUCAUCACCUUCGUUCUCUGGAUAAGCCUUCGCCCUCAUCGUCCUAGAGUUCAUGUCCAUGGGUUUUCCAUAUCGGGUCUGAACCCAGAAUCCAAGUUCAACAAUGCUCGGAUAAAUUUUAAUCUCACCACCCGAAACUCCAACCAGAAUAUAGGGAUUUAUUACGAGAAUAUGAACGGGACGGUUUAUUAUCGGGACCACAACAUCGGGUCGACGCCGUUACUUCGUCCGUUCUACCAGCAGCCAAAGAAGACGACGGUGGUUGACGGCGUUCUGAGGGGGCCCACGUUAAAGCUGAGUAGUGAGCGGUGGAAGGAAAUGCUGGGCGAUGAGAGGGCGAAAGGGACCGUGGUGUUCCGUUUAGAUCUGACGGCCAAGAUAGCAUCCAAAAUAUCGAUGUGGGAAAGCAAGCACCAUCGGAUGCAUGCCAACUGUGACGUGGCUGUGGGCCCCGAUGGCUCCCUCUUAGAUGCUUACAGGGACAAGAGAUGUCCCGUUUACUUCUCUUUCAAGUGA
Messenger RNA from Neltuma alba, 765 nucleotides. RefSeq names its product NDR1/HIN1-like protein 26. Gene Ontology annotation, biological process: defense response to other organism. The transcript has a single exon. Gene Ontology annotation, cellular component: plasma membrane; plasmodesma. The record is from RefSeq and is a predicted model, not a curated record. NCBI's taxonomy places the organism in Eukaryota, Viridiplantae, Streptophyta, Magnoliopsida, Fabales, Fabaceae. The coding region runs from base 85 to 765 and encodes 226 amino acids.